Betta splendens (Siamese fighting fish) is the source of this 1756-nucleotide messenger RNA. RefSeq names its product transmembrane protein 119b (gene tmem119b). Lineage: Eukaryota; Metazoa; Chordata; Actinopteri; Anabantiformes; Osphronemidae. Gene Ontology annotation, biological process: ossification; positive regulation of osteoblast proliferation; positive regulation of osteoblast differentiation. The transcript is spliced from 2 exons. The record is from RefSeq and is a predicted model, not a curated record. Gene Ontology annotation, cellular component: plasma membrane. The coding region runs from base 851 to 1660 and encodes 269 amino acids.
GCAGCGGAGACAGACACCGGUGACUAUCAACAGAGCUGAGACCAAUGUAAACGAUGCGGCGUCUCAUCGGUGACCAUAUAAAGGCUCGUCUCAGCGAUCGCAAACGCUGUGAACCUGCCAGAAACGCAUUCACCCUCGCACACACUGACUUGGACUCACGCUUGUGAGUGUGAUCGCGCACACACUGCUUCUCGGUGUGUGCGCCCCGUCCUCUCCCCCUCUUCUGCUGGCGCUCACUGAGGUCGACACAGGAAACAUUAACCUCUUCCUGCAUUAGCUGGUCACUCGUUUUUCACCCCCGGAGGUGCUGUUCAUCCUCAGGGUCCGAUGCUGAGGCUUAAACAGGAGGCCCUGCUGCCAUUUAGAGGCUGUCCUAUUGACCUCCACACGUCUGGCUGUUUUAAGGAUAGUAUUUGAAUAUGUUAUUUAUACUAUUUAUUGUCUUUAUUCCCCCUGUCCGGGUCCUGUGCAUCCAGACAGCCAGAGGAGGGUCCAGGCGAGGCCCCUGCCCCCACAGCCCUCCAUAAAGUCCUACCUAACAAGAACAAUCUGGAGCAGACUCUGUGGAGGGCUGGAGGGGGAGGAGAACAGUGGAGAGGCAGAAGGAGGGAUCUCAGCUCGUGCUUAACAACAUGGGUUCGUUUUUUUUUUUGUUUUUUUUUUCCAGCCUGAAAUGUGAAACUGCAGAAGUGGUGGGACCCGCGCAGCCGCCGCCACUCUCUGCUGCGCUCUCGCUCUCGUUCACUUUUUCCAGGCCGCUUGAACGCGUCCUCCGUCUGAGGCGCUUCCAACAGAGACCGUCUCCGUCUCCAGCCGCAGCGGACGAUCCUGUGGAGAACCUCUGAUCCCAAUGGCGCUCCGUCGUAUCGGACUGUGUGUGUUGCUCGGCAUCAGCUGCAGUUUGGCCAAACCCUUAAUGACCCACAGUCCCCUGGAGGGAAGCACAGAGGAGGAGGAACUCAGUCACUUCACUUCCUCCGUGUCCACCAACGACCUCGUCCCCGGGUACCGGACCACGACCGUCGGGCCCACUCACGUCCAGCCCGACUUCCUCAGUCACGCUGUGAGGUUCCUGGAGGAGAACAUGCUCCUCAUCCUCGUUUCGUCCACCUUCAUCCUUCUUCUCCUCCUCAUCAUCACUGGGGCGAUAUUCAUGAGCCGCCGGCGGAAGGUCAACGCCUACUACCCUUCCUCGUUCCCGUCGCAGAUGUACGUGGACCACAGGGACAAAACCGGAGGCGCCAAAGUCUUUGACGAGGUGCCGGAGAAACCCGAAUCCGAGCAGGAUGCCGAGCCGGUGGACUCCCACAGGCAGCUCCAGGAGGACAUCAUGAGGGCGGCCAAGAGCCUGCGCACGCCGAACAAACCUGCCGACGCCGCGGAGCGAAGUGACCACAGCCCAAAAGCAGCGGGUCAGAACCCCGAGGCCGGUUCUACGCCGGACGGCGGCGUCCAGGACCGGCGGCGGGAGUCCAGGGGAGCGGCCACGGACGGCGGCCCGACGGAUGAGCCUCGACCAGAAGCUUCAGAGCAGCUGGAUCCGGAGAGAGACACUUCACAGGAGCCUUUGAUGGGAAGGAGUCUGCGUCCCUCCUCGCUGCACCUCCACAAUGACUCGGCCACGCUUCAGCUGAUGGCAGGAGAGAAGACGGCCUUCUAGCUCCAUCACUACCGUGGCUGUGACUUGUCUUUACAGGUUGAAAAUCAAAUCUUAUCAUUAUUCAUAUUCAAAUAAUAAACAGCAACUGAAACCAGA